ACAAGUAUAGUGGUCAACCUGGUAGAAUAGCGCGAAGCCUGAACCGGUCCACAGUCAACAAACCCCCGCUUUGUUUUCUCUCUUCAGUUCAGACACGAAACCCAGAUUCCUUUCUUCCAAACCACUGCACCCACCGCCACGUCAAAGACCAAAUUGCCCCUCUCGCGGUGGUCUCCGAGCACACCCAGAGGCACACGCCGUUCCGCUGUUCGAUCAUCUUCUCCGAAACGUUUUAGUCCAUUUCGAGACUCCAGAAUUUCGCAAAUCGCAAUAAUAAAAUCGGCGAUUAUGCCGAUUCGGAAUCAGCUGAAUUCCAGGGUUCCGAUCAAAUUCCUCGCCUUAUGCGUCUUCCUCAGCUGCUUUCCCGGAUGCGUGCUAUCGGCGAUUGUGACGCUUGAUUCGAUUGAGAUAUACAGCACGCACGAGCUGCUGAAACAGCCGACGGUUUAUUUCAAAUGCAAAGGCGAUCAGAACAAGACGGUGUUGCCGGACGUCAAGGACAAGAAGGUCUUGUAUAAAUUCAACGGCCAAGAGUCUUGGCAGCCUUUGACGAAGCUCGAAGGUAAGAAGUGUAAGCGGUGUGGAUUUUAUGAGGAGGAUGCCAUCAAAUCGGAUGACGUAUUUGAGGAGUGGGAGUUGUGUCCUUCUGAUUUCUCCGGUAAUGAUGGAAAGUUCCGGCGAAUCACCAAAGACGAAUUCAAUGCAACGUUUUUGUGUCCAAAGUGUGACACCACUGGAUCCAAAUCCAAUAGUAAGUCUCAUGAAGAAUCAAAGGGAAAGGGAAUGCAUAUUGCUCUAGUGGUAUUCAUCAUUAUUGUCGUGAUAGCAGUGUGUAUGGCUGGAGUAGUAGUUGGAUACAAGCACUGGCAAAAGAAGAAGCGACAGCAAGAACAAGCACGGUUCUUAAAGCUGUUUGAAGAUGGUGAUGAUAUUGAGGAUGAAUUAGGGCUUGAUCAUGUAAUUUGAUAAUGACUAGUACAUUAACUUGAUUACCAUACAGUAAGUUGAUCUUACACAAAUUUUGCUGUUGUGAACAGAGAAAAAGAAAAGAACAAAUAAAAAGUUGCAUACAUAUUGUG
Molecule: messenger RNA, 1079 nt
Organism: Fragaria vesca subsp. vesca
Lineage: Eukaryota; Viridiplantae; Streptophyta; Magnoliopsida; Rosales; Rosaceae
Exons: 4
Coding region: 289-966 (225 amino acids)
Source: RefSeq, a predicted model, not a curated record